UGGCUGUCUUUUCUCGGCCCAUUUCCGCUGAGAAAGAAAGCAAAAGGAAAAUACAGAAUCCUCUUUCAGUCUUUACUUAGUAGGGUUUGCCGUGGUGGCGGCGGCGAUCACCGAAGAGUGAGGAAGGACUAGUUUGUAGUUUCAGACUUUCAGUUGUAAGCUCCGUCAUCGCUGAGUUCCGCGGUCAGCCCUUACUCUGCUCCAGUCUCGUCUGCGCAGUUCUCUCAUCAGGCGGGCAGGCAUGGAGGAAGUCUGUGAAGGAAAGGAUUUUUCCUUCCCCAAUCAGGAGGAAAAGAUUCUCUCCUACUGGUCAGAAAUCAAGGCGUUCGAAACUCAAUUGUCCCGCACGGAAUCCCUUCCGGAAUACGUUUUCUACGACGGUCCUCCCUUCGCCACCGGCCUUCCUCACUACGGCCACAUCCUUGCCGGAACCAUUAAAGAUAUCGUGACUCGCUACCAGACCUCGACCGGCCACCACGUCACGCGUAGGUUUGGGUGGGACUGUCACGGCCUGCCGGUCGAGAAUGAGAUCGACAGGAAGCUAGGGAUCAAGAGAAGGGAUGAGGUUCUGAAAAUGGGGAUUGAUAAGUACAAUGAGGAGUGCAGGAGCAUUGUGACUCGUUAUGUUGAGGAGUGGGAGAAGGUUAUCACGAGGACUGGGCGUUGGAUUGAUUUUAAGAAUGAUUACAAGACCAUGGAUUUGAAGUUCAUGGAGAGUGUUUGGUGGGUUUUCUCGCAGCUUUGGGACAAAGGUCUCGUUUAUAAAGGUUUCAAGGUCAUGCCAUAUAGUACUGGUUGCAAGACUGUACUCUCGAAUUUUGAAGCUGGCCAGAAUUUUAAGGAUGUACCUGAUCCAGAGAUCAUGGUAGCUUUUCCUGUUGGGGGUGAUCCUGAUAAUGCGGCCUUUGUGGCUUGGACGACUACACCGUGGACUCUCCCUAGUAAUCUUGCCCUUUGCGUCAAUCCUACCUUUUGAUUAUGUUAAGGUCCGCAGCAAGUAUACUGGUAAAGUGUAUGUAAUUGCGGAAUGUCUCUUAUCCUCCAUUCCUGUCGAGAAGCCAAAAUCAAGUGAUUCAAAGACAUCGAGCUCCAAGACAAAGGGUGCAAAGACGGAAAAGCCAAUGGAUUCAUAUGAAUUGCUACAGAAAUUUAAGGGCAGUGAACUUGUAAAUAAAAAGUACGAACCACUGUUCAAUUAUUUCCAGGAGUUUUCUGACGCAGCAUUCAGAGUUGUGGCUGAUAAUUAUGUGACAUCUGACCGCGGAACUGGAAUUGUUCAUUGUGCGCCUGCAUUUGGAGAAGAUGAUUACCGAGUUUGUAUUGAGAAUAAAAUAAUCAAUAAGGGCGAGAAUUUGGUUGUCGCUGUUGAUGAUGAUGGUUGCUUUACUGAGAGGAUUACUGAUUUCAGUGGGCGCUAUGUUAAGGAUGCUGACAAAGAUAUCAUCGAGGCAGUGAAGGGAAAGGGUAGGCUAGUAAAAACUGGAAGCUUUAUGCACAGCUACCCUUUCUGUUGGAGGUCUGACACCCCACUUCUUUAUAGAGCUGUUCCAAGCUGGUUUGUUAGAUUGGAAAAGCUGAAAGACCAACUGUUGGAAAACAACAGUCAGACAUAUUGGGUUCCUGAUUAUGUGAAGGAUAAGAGAUUCCACAACUGGUUAGAAAAUGCACGAGACUGGGCUAUUAGUCGCAGCCGGUUUUGGGGUACUCCUCUCCCUGUAUGGAUCAGUGGGGAUGGAGAGGAAAUAGUAGUAAUUGAUUCUGUUGCCAAGCUGGAAAAACUUUCUGGUGCUAAGGUGUUUGAUCUGCACCGUCACAAGAUUGAUGACAUCACGAUCCCUUCUAGUCGUGGCCCUGAAUUUGGGGUGCUUCGGCGUGUGGACGAUGUUUUUGAUUGUUGGUUUGAGAGUGGGUCGAUGCCUUAUGCUUAUAUCCAUUAUCCCUUUGAGAAUGAAGAAUUUUUUGCGGAAAAUUUUCCUGGUCAUUUUGUUGCUGAAGGGCUAGAUCAAACUCGUGGAUGGUUCUAUACUCUCAUGGUGCUGUCAACUGCAUUAUUUGGAAAACCAGCAUUUAGGAAUCUUGUCUGCAACGGUCUGGUCCUUGCUGAGGAUGGUAAAAAAAUGAGUAAAAAAUUGAAGAACUACCCAUCACCGAUGGAUGUAAUCGAUGAUUAUGGAGCUGAUGCUUUAAGAUUGUACCUUAUCAAUUCUCCAGUUGUGCGGGCUGAAACUUUGCGUUUCAAGAAGGAUGGAGUCUAUAAUGUUGUGAAAGAUGUCUUUCUUCCAUGGUAUAAUGCAUACAGGUUUCUUGUUCAGAAUGCCCAGAGACUUGAGGUUGAAGGACUUGCACCAUUUUCUCUUGUUAGUCCAACAGCUCAGCAGAAUUCUUAUAAUGUGCUUGAUCAGUGGAUCAACUCAGCUACUCGAAGUCUUGUACAUUUUGUCCGCAAAGAAAUGGAUGCUUACCGACUUUACACGGUGGUUCCAUAUCUUCUGAAGUUUCUGGACGACCUGACAAAUGUAUACGUCCGCUUCAAUCGGAAGAGAUUGAAAGGUCGUACUGGGGAGGAAGAUUGCCGAAUCGCUCUCUCCACUCUCUACAACGUGCUUCUAACUGCUUGUAAAGUGAUAUCAUCAUUCACACCGUUCUUCACAGAGGUCCUCUAUCAAAAUAUGCGGAAAGUUUGUGCAAACUCAGAAGAAAGCAUUCAUUAUUGCAGUUUUCCUCAGGAAGAGGGAGAGAGAGAUGCACGAAUUGAGCAAAGUGUUUCAAGGAUGAAGACCAUUAUCGAUCAUGCUCGUAAUAUCCGUGAGCGGCAUAACAAACCUCUUAAGUCACCACUUAGGAAGAUGAUUAUUGUUCAUCCUGAUGGAGACUUCCUUAAUGAUAUAGCUGGAAAACUAAGUGAGUUUGUACGAGAGGAACUCAAUGUAAAAGAUCUCAUCACAUGUAAUGACACUUUGGAGUAUACUUCUCUACGAGCAGAGCCCGAGUUCAGUGCGUUAGGUAAACGGCUUGGAAAAGAUAUGGGAGUUAUUGCCAAAGAAGUGAAAGCAAUGUCUCAAAACGAGAUUUUGGAGUUUGAGAAAGUUGGUGAACUUACCAUAAAGAUGCACUGCCUAAAGCUAACUGACAUCAAGGUUCGUCGGGAAUUCAAACGUCCUGAUGCCUUGACCGAGAAGGAAAUGGAUGCUGCUGGAGAUGGUGAUGUACUGGUUGUUUUGGAUUUACGGCCAGAUGAGUCCUUGUUUGAGGCUGGCUUUGCUCGCGAGGUGGUCAACAGAAUCCAAAAACUAAGGAAAAAGCUUGCGCUUGAUCCUACUGAUGCUGUGGAUGUUUACAUUGAAUCCUUGAAGGAGAACUCAACCCUGCAGCGAGUUCUCGAUUCACAGGAACUCUAUAUCAGGGACGCAAUUGGUUCUCAGUUGCUUCCAUCUACUGCAAUGCCAUCGCAUGCUGUAAGUUGCAUUCCAUAUGACCAACAUGUGUCAUGCCUGCUUGUGAAAUUUUUAAUUAUUGACUUGGAUUAUUAUAUUGAAUAGUGUUCAUGUUGAGAAACUCCACCACUAAACUGUCUGUCUGCAUUAGGCUGAUUUAUUUGCCAGAAUUUGCACUAAUUCUAUUGCUAAGCUGGCGGGCUAGCCCAUUUUUACGUGGACCUAUAUAUAAGUUGAGGUUGUACUUGAUAUUGAAUUUGAUUAUGGAAACUGUAGCCUCUAGCUAUUCCCGCAGUUGGGUCAUGAUAGCUCCCUGACCUCACCACAUAGCAAUUAUGGUUAGAGAUAGCAUGGAUAGCAGGCAGACUUACUAAAAGUCUUGAGUUGGUAGUUUACCGCUUAUUGUCUGGGUUCUCCUAUCUUAGGAUAUGCCUCUGUUGUAACUAAAGAAAGAAGAAAUGGCAAGAAUUGGAACAGAUCUCCUUGGUGCACAGCCAUUUUCCAUCAGUUCACGUUGGAGAUUCAAUUUUUUUUUUUUUUUUUAUUUCGACGGUUCCUGCAGGUGGUGAUUGGAAACGAGGCUUUCCACGGGAUCUCUGGUUUGUCAUUCUCAAUCUCUUUGGCAAGGGCAGCGGUGAUGAUCAAUUCAGAAUCUUGUGCUGCUUUAUAUGGAGGAAAUACUCGAUUUUGUCAGAUGUUACAAGUUUACUUGGUGUCUAGGGACCAUAGUAAUCUCAAAACAGAGGUCCAGCUAGGAAAUGGGACAAUAAGGGUAGAUUCCAUUGAGAAUCUGCCUCCUGUGGAGCUAGAGUUUGGAAGGCACUUUCACUUGACCGUAGGAGAUCACUUCGUGGCUACAAGAAUGCAACUUGGCUGAAAAUGCAUAGUCGAGAUGGAUUCCCCUCUGGUUAUAAUGGACAGCAGUUUUCUUCCAACUUUUCUUACAGUAUUUUGUAGUUGAUUGAAGUGAAGUGAUGAAUGUAGUCUAGAUUUUGCCAUCACAUUCAAGAGAAUUGGGGCUUGGAAUCCCCUUUUUGUAUUAACCAACCUAAGAAUGAAAUAGGGUUGGGGUACUUCGUAGAUUUUGUUCCUACAGAGAACUAGGGCUUAUUUGUUUGCAAUUUUUACUUGUGACCAUGUAGGAGAGAUGGGGGGAAAGCAAGGAGUUUACGUGAACCGCAACGCAACAUGUUGGGAUUAUACGA
Linum tenue is the source of this 4639-nucleotide messenger RNA. The record is from the annotation of a GenBank genome assembly. Lineage: Eukaryota; Viridiplantae; Streptophyta; Magnoliopsida; Malpighiales; Linaceae.